GCUCCUGUCAACAUGGCAGCGGCGGGCGGGCAGCGGUGGCAGCAGCAGCAGAUGCUCCUCGGGGCGGCAGCAGUGGUUGCGCUGGUUCUGGCGUCGGAUGCGGUUUUUGUGGAGGAUCUAGAUGAAUCGUUUAAAGAAAACCGUAAAGAUGAUAUUUGGCUUGUAGAUUUUUAUGCUCCUUGGUGUGGCCACUGCAAAAAAUUGGAACCUGUGUGGAAUGAAGUUGGUAUAGAAAUGAAAAACAUGGGCUCUCCAGUAAAAGUUGGGAAGAUGGAUGCAACUUCCUUUUCUAGUAUUGCAUCUGAAUUUGGAGUGCGAGGUUAUCCAACAAUUAAGCUCUUAAAAGGUGAUUUGGCGUACAACUAUAGAGGACCUAGAACCAAAGAUGAUAUAAUUGAAUUUGCUAAUAGAGUAGCAGGACCUCUAAUCAGACCACUUCCUAGCCAGCAUAUGUUCGAGCAUGUGCAAAAGAGACAUCCUGUACUUUUCGUGUAUGUUGGUGGGGAAUCUCCUUUAAAGGAAAAAUACAUUGAAGUUGCUUCAGAACUAAUUGUUUAUACAUACUUUUUUUCUGCCUCAGAAGAUGUACUAUCUGAGUAUGUGACAUUGCCUGAAUUGCCUGCUGUUGUGGUCUUCAAAGAUGGAACUUACUUUGUAUAUGAUGAGUAUGAAGAUGGUGAUCUGUCAUCCUGGAUAAACAGAGAAAGAUUUCAAGGUUAUCUUAAUGUAGAUGGCUUUACGUUGUACGAACUUGGAGAUACGGGAAAACUCGUGGCUAUUGCAGUCAUUGAUGAUAAAAACUCUUCAGUGGAACAUACUAGAUUAAAAUCUAUUAUUCAGGAAGUUGCUAGAGAUUAUCAGGACCAUUUUCACAGGGAUUUCCAAUUUGGCCAUAUGGAUGGAAAUGAUUACAUUAAUAGCUUACUAAUGGAUGACUUGACAAUCCCCACUAUUGUAGUAUUGAAUACCUCCAAUCAGCAGUAUUUUUUACCGGAUAAGCACAUCGAGAACACAGAAGACAUGGUUCAAUUUAUUAACAAUAUCUUGGAUGGUACAGCUGAAGCACAGGGUGGUGAUGGUGUUCUGCAACGAAUCAAGAGAAUAAUCUAUGACGCCAAGUCCACUGUAGUUUCUGUGUUCAAGAGUUCACCGCUUCUGGGAUGCUUUCUUUUUGGGUUGCCUUUGGGAGUCAUCAGCAUUAUGUGCUAUGGAAUCUGCACAGCUGAUACAGAUGGAGGGAUAGAUGACAGUGAGGCAACUAAAAAGGAAAAUGAUGAUCAGGAGUUCACAGAUGAAGGCAGCGAGGAAGAACAAGAAGGGGAAAAGAAUGAAAAAUGCACAGAACUUUCAGAUGGAGAGCUUAAACAGAAAAACAUAUUAGAAAAGAAAAAAGACUAAAUUGUUUAGCAGAAGAAUUCUCUAGAAUUUCCAAAUAGACUUGUUUAUUGAAGGUAGUCAUUUAUUGAUGAUCUUCAUGAAAGAGGACCUUUCUGUCUGUAUUAUGGUAGUUUUGAUUUGCAUGUAUUCAACUGUUUUCAGGUAUUGUCAAGGGAAAAAAAAAGAAAUUGGAAGUUCUCUCAAUUGUCUGUAAUAGAUCAUCAAAAAGCAGUGUAAAGAGCGGGUAUGACUAUGCUAUUUUUUGAAAAGUUUUGUGGAUUGUACAUUAAAACAGUGAAAUAAAGAUGAUAAUAUUUGACUUUAGUUUACAUGAUGAACAUAAUAAUACCUUGCUAAACACUCUGUAAAAUUAAUGCUGGAAACCAAGAAAGAUUGAGAUCUAUAAAGUCUUUAAGAAGCUGAUAGCUAAGACAGCUUAGAGUUUUCCAAAAAGUCACUUAUUUUACUGGUUGCACAUUAUUUUGGAAGAAAUACUUUUUUUUUAAUUUUAUAUAAAGUUAAAAGUAAAUUGUUAUGAAUUAGAAGACUUGUAUUGCUUUAAUAUAUUUACUGGCAGUUAAUGUCUACUUGAUAGAGAGAAUAUGGGAGUUAUAUGUUAAAAUACCUUUACUAGAGCUUUAUGCAGUUAGAAAUUACUGGAGAGCUAUGUUGUAAACUUCUCUUUAGAACAGGAUUAUCUGUUAAAUUUUUUUGUGUAAGUACACGCAUUUUUAAUGCAAAUCAUAUUAUCUUAACAUUUUCUGAAUCCACAGUGCAAUUUGAUGAACGAAGACUUAAAAAUAAGCACCUGUUAAGUGUUUUGCAUAAAUCUAAUGACAAACUAUUUUGAAUGGUGAAAACUUGUUUACAAUGUUAGAGUCAGAUUGUUACAUAUCUUUGAGGUUGUUGAUGCUGAUAUUUUUGAGACUGUUACCUACAGAGUUAGUGGAGCAUAACCUUAACAUUCAUAGGAAGAAGGGUGUUUUGUCUGUGUAAUGCAUUUUCACUAUAGUCAUAAAAGUCAUUUUUAGUACAACUCUGUGACUGUGAAAAGGGCUGACUUGUCUCCAGGAUUAAAAUCUUCAAGGAAAAGCUGUAAGGAACCUUUUGGUGUUGAUGCCAUGGAGAGUGCCAUAGGAGGGUAGAAAAGAAAAAAGCUUGUGUUGCUUCUCUGUAUCCAUGGACCUUUUUUUGUUGUUUUUAAUAUACAGAUUUUUCUUGUCAUCUGUAUAUUGCAGUUUGAUCACAUAAGAAAUUACAGUGUAGCACAAAAUUAAAUAAUGUUAAAUAUGACUGUAGGUAAACCUGAAUAUCUUUUAAGUUGGUGUAAAACUUUUGAUGAUAUAAAUCCUAAAUGGGAAAGAUGUACCUUUUCUUUUUAGGAAAAAUUACAAAAUUUUAUUCUGUUUAAGUAGUUUGGUAAGAGUUGGCUUCAUGUUGCAGUGCAUAGUACAGUAAGUAGAUGCCUCACUUCAGAGAUACUUGUUAUCAAGUAGUGUAAACUUAAGUCUGAGGAGAUCAGGAAAUUUUUUCAGAAAAACUCCUGUCUGAAUUAGUCCAACUUUUUUCCUUUGAGGAGGAGAGGAGAGAAUGAGGCUACAAAAUAUUGAAUAGCAGGUAUCUGAUGUGGCUUUUCUUCCUUUUUGUUUUCUUUUUUUUUCCCUUUGUGAUUUACCUUUUUUCAUUUUUUGCCAUAGUAAAUUUGCUUAGUUGGUUGUAAAUAGGUACUUGAGUUUUCUUGCUUAUUAUUAUUAUUAUUAUUUCUUUAGAUCUGCAAAAUACUUUAAGAUAUAGUUUUAGCGUAUCUUUGAAGAGUGAGAAGCUUAAAUGUGCUUAGAAACUUCUUUUAACAUUACAUAGAUGCACUUAAGUUAUGUGGUAAAAAAAAAGAAAAUCAAUGACAAGCCUGUAAAUUUCUUUGGAUUCAGUGCAAUUCCGUGUGAAUAGUCAACAUGUAGAACUAUUAAGGAGGUAAGAUGUUAAUUUAUCUGUAAUUUGCCUCUCUUAAUAAGGUCUCAAGGACAAAUCAGUUUCUUAUUUAAUUUUGGGUCAGUCUGAACCUGCAGCUUUUGACUUUCUAUAAAACUGAAGUGGUCUCUGGAAUGCUGCCUUUCAUUAUAUUGUAUUUUAUUAAAAAAAAAAAAAAAAAGAGACUUCUAAAUUCUGAAUUUUGCUGCACUACAAAGAACUGUUUCAACUGCAAGCCUCCAUUUUUUGUAGUUAUUUAUGUUUGUAUUUUGACUGUAAAGUCAAAAGAGCCAAGUACCUUGCUGAGAAAUCUUCUGAGGCGUGGACCUGAAAAUGGUAAAUACUGAGACACAGAUCACACUGGGAUCUGCUACAACUGCAAUAUUUAACUACAACUGUAAUAUUUAACUGAUAGACUUAUGAAAAAGUAUGUCAUGUCACUUCUGAAUUUUAGUAUCAAUCGGAUGUGUACAAAAUGGUUGAAAAUCAAACUUGAAAUGUACUGCCAUUUUCAACAAAUCUGUCUCCUAGCUAUGUUUAUCAAAGAAUAGGGGAGAAGAAAAUCCUAAGUCAUAUACUGGAUCUGAAAAGUGGUAAGAACUUAAGGGAUUUACUUUGAUUUUUGGAAAUAAUUUAGAAUGCUAUCUGAGCAGAAUGUGGCAUUUUAUUUUUUCUUGGAUCUCUAAAGGUUUCUUAAAGCAACUUCACUGUAAUAAAUUCUUUGAGUUCACAAAAUAAUGCUGCUUUUUGGAGUCAAGUGUAAGCCUUUUUUUCUGUAAUAAAAACAUUGAAAAGAA
This is a messenger RNA of Rhea pennata, 4142 nucleotides long. RefSeq names its product thioredoxin related transmembrane protein 3 (gene TMX3). Gene Ontology annotation, molecular function: protein disulfide isomerase activity. Bases 13 to 1398 code for a protein of 461 amino acids. Gene Ontology annotation, cellular component: endoplasmic reticulum; cell surface. The record is from RefSeq and is a predicted model, not a curated record. NCBI's taxonomy places the organism in Eukaryota, Metazoa, Chordata, Aves, Rheiformes, Rheidae. Gene Ontology annotation, biological process: peptidyl-cysteine oxidation. The transcript has 16 exons.